Messenger RNA from Nelumbo nucifera (sacred lotus), 3473 nucleotides. RefSeq names its product putative E3 ubiquitin-protein ligase LIN-2. The record is from RefSeq and is a predicted model, not a curated record. NCBI's taxonomy places the organism in Eukaryota, Viridiplantae, Streptophyta, Magnoliopsida, Proteales, Nelumbonaceae.
UCUUUUUCUGUUUUGAUUUGAGAGAAUGUCUGUGAAGCUUCUCAUCUUCUCCUCUUUGCUUGAAAUCCAGAUUCAUUCAAUCCACAAAAGAUGGCAUCUUUACAGGAAUUGCUCGCAGAGGAAGGAUUCCAAGGUGGGAAAACUCCAAAGAACCGAAAGCCCGUGAAGUCCAGAGAAAGAAUUACAUCCGAUGACUCCAUAGCCUUACCCACUUACAUCUGCCAUGAUCGAAAAAACUUUGAUUCUUCGAAGCAGACACCACAGAAGAGCCUCGUACGUAAUGCGUCCUCUGUUUCAUCUUCUAAAAGGGUGGAUUCUAACUCAAAGAGAUCCAAUUCUAAGUCGUCAUGCAUGGCUGAAGCUCUUCCGCCACAGAGCGGCGAGACCAUCGUCGAUGAAGUCGCAGUUCGCGCAGUUGUCUCGAUUCUCGGCGGCUAUAUUGGUCGGUUCAUCAAGGAUGAGAGCUUCAGGGAGAGAGUGCGAGAGAAGUGCUAUUCGUGUAUGGAGGGAAGAAGCAAGGAUGGAGAUAAUGCGAUACUCGCAAAUAUGGAAUUGGGUAUUGAAAGCAUUGAGAGAUUGGCAGAGAACCACGGAACGAAGAAGGAACUGAAGAUGAAGUCUCUGAGGAAUUCGAUUCGGCUGCUGAGCAUCGUUGCCUCCUUGAAUUCUCACAACUCCAAGAAUGAUACCACCUGUGGAAUACCCAAUUCGCAUCUUUCAGCUUGUGCACAGCUAUAUCUCUCCAUUGUGUAUAAGCUUGAGAAGAACGACCGAAUAUCUGCGAGGCAUCUACUGCAGGUUUUCUGUGACUCGCCAUUUCUCGCCAGGACCCACUUACUGCCUGACCUUUGGGAGCAUUUCUUUCUUCCCCACUUUCUGCAUCUCAAGAUAUGGUACAGUAAGGAAGAAGAAUUAAUCUUGAACUGGGAAUCUGGUGAGAAAGAGAGAAAGAUGAAAGCUCUGAUCAAGGUCUACAAUGAGAAAAUGGAUAUGGGUACCUCUCAGUUUGCGCUUUACUACAAGGAGUGGCUCAAGGUUGGGGCUAAAGCUCCUCCAAUGCCUUCUGUGUCUUUACCAUCAAGACCCAGCUAUGGAGCUGCAAAAAGGAGAGGAACCUCUCUUGGUUCACAGGCUUCCCUGAAUAAAAGCUUAUAUCGAGCUGUUUUUGGCCGCAUCAAUGAACGUCAAUCACUGGAGCUUGAAAAUGAUACAUGGAGUUUAGAGGAAGAGGUAAAAGUGUGUAAUGAUGAACACAACAUCCAUAGAACCAGAUCUGUUCAUUCGAGUGGAAAGGGGGUUCACAGAAGAUCAAUAAGCCAACAAAGUAGAAACCCAAAAGCAGAGUUGUGGCCCGAGACCCGGAAAUCAGACUAUUUUAGGUUCUUCCCAUGCCGAAGUGAACCAGCAAAGAACUUGGUUCAAGGAGCUCAUGUUUCCAAGAAUGAUUCAAUCAGAAAAGAAUCACCCAGCUAUCUUCCUUCAAAUAGCUUUGGUGCAGCAAUCAAAACCAUUUGCACUUCACAGAGCCUUAGUGACUGUGAGCUUGCAAUCCGUGUGGUUGCGAAAGCUUGGCUUGACUCACAUGCAGAUCCUGUAAUUGAAACCAUGCUCUCAAAAGCACCUGUUCUUGAGGGGAUGCUUGAGGUCUUGUUUACAUCUGAAGAUGAAGAAACUCUAGAGUUAGCAAUCUCAAUUUUAGCAGAACUGGUUUCAAGGGGUGAAGUUAACAGGCAGAUAAUACUAAACUCAGAUCCACAGCUUGAAGUUCUCAUGAGACUUCUUAGGAGUAACAGUCUAUUUCUAAAGGCUUCUGUGCUGCUUUACCUAUUGAAGCCCAAGGCAAAACAGAUGCUAUCAAUUGAAUGGAUCCCAUUAGUCCUCCGGGUGGUGGAAUUUGGGGACGAGUUGCAGACCUUGUUCAGUGUUCAGUGCAGUCCUCAGGUGGCAGCAUUUUAUUUGCUUGACCAACUUCUUACAGGUUUUAACGAGGAUGGCAAUUUGGAAAAUGCCAGACAAGUUGUUGCUCUAGGGGGUCUGAGCUUACUGGUUCGAAGUCUUGAAACAGGAGAUCCCCAGAGUCGGAGUGCUGCUUCCAUCAUAACCUCCUGCAUUCAAGCUGAUGGAAGCUGUAGAAACUACCUAGCAAAUAACAUAAACAAGGCAUCAAUUCUUCAACUCCUGAUCCUGGGCAACCGGAGCAGGUCCAGUGGGAGUAUCCUUUCUUUGCUGAUCGAGUUGCUCUGUCUUAAUAGAAGAACUGAGAUAACCAGUUUCUUAAAUGGUUUGAAGAACAAUGAGGAAAGAUUGAAUACAAUGCACAUAUUGUUGGUUUACCUUCAAUGGGCUCCACCUGAACAGCGCUCAUUGGUUGCAGCCAUUCUAUUACAGCUUGAUCUUCUGGAAGAUUCUUUCCAGUACAGUGUGUAUAGAGAAGAAGCAGUGGAUGCCAUUAUAACAGCUUUGGAUUGUAAGACAUGUAAUGAGAAGGUUCAACAACAGUCAGCAAGGUCUCUCUUACUCCUGGGAGGUCGUUUCUCUUACAUGGGAGAGGCAUCAACAGAAACAUGGCUAUUGAAGCAAGCAGGAUUUGAUGAUAGCACAGAUGAUUCAUUCCAUGGAAAGGAAAUCGUCUAUGAUGAAAUCUUGAUACAGAAUGAAGAGGAAGAAUCAAUACAAAAUUGGCUUAGGAAGGCAGCAACGGUCUUGCUCACUAGUGGCAAAAACAGAUUCUUGGUUGCUCUUUCAGAGUGCAUGGCCAAUGGGAUUCCAUAUUUGGCUCGGGCAAGCCUGAUCACAGUUGCAUGGUUGAGCAGGUCACUCACUUCAAUUCAAGAUUCAAGCCUCCAAUCAACAGCAUGUUCAAUUCUAGUGCCUCGGUUGAUAGAAACUUUAAACUAUGACAGAGCACUUGAGGAGAGGGUGCUUGCUUCCCUGUCAUUGUUGUGCCUCAUUAAGAAUUCAGAAUGUAUCUCCAUGAUCUCACCAUUGAGUAAUGAAAUGAUGGGCCCUCUUCGGAACCUCGCCUUGGUGACAUGGACAGCAGAAGAGCUGCUUUCAAUAGCCACAAGUCAAACCUGUGGCAUCCCAAGCUAGAAGACAUAGCUGGAUAAAGAGAUGCUUACAGACUGUAGGAAAACUGAUCUCUUUGAUGGUGGCCUGUAUUAUGAGAUUAGGCGCGCCAUCCCAUGGUGCAGGAUUGUUUCCAUAACAUGCUCACUGUAAGGAGUUGGUUGUUUCAUCCAUUUUUUGAGAAUAUACAAAAUAUGACUUGGUCAUUGAAGAGAAGUUGAUUCUUAACAGCAGAGAUGUAUAGGAACAUAUAUCUCACAAGUCCUAUAGGAAAGGUAGGAUUGGGUUGCUUUGUCCCCUGCAUGUAUGUAAAGUGAAGGAUCCUUUUAUGAGUGAAAAUAGACUUUGAUUCCUAGAGUGAAAGAAUGAAAGAGCCAUCAAAAUUCUUCUUUUGUUUUUAUGAA